CUCGACUUUGGAACGACCAGCAGGACACGUGAGGAUCUCAGACUGCGGGACGGCCCUAAUUUGGGACAAAACCCAGACAAGCUUUAAAAGUGACCAAUAAAAUCUUACAAUCACCCGCCGAGAAAGACAGAUUUAUUGGUGAAUCCAGAGAGGAGGACGCUAAGAGUUAUCGAAACGAGUGAAGAUGAGAGCAUGGAUCACCUUUACCAGGAUUGCUUGGGGUAUAUUGAUUUAAUCUGGGAGAAAGACCUUUAAUGAAUGAAACAAGAUUGGACAAGAUAGAAAAUAUCUUUUUUUUCUGUAAUUGUGUUUGCUUUUUUCAGCCAUAAAAAUACACAAAUGAUUUUUUCAGUCCCCAUUAUAACCAGAUUAAAAAAACACCCCACAUGAGCUGUAAGGAGAAAAAUUAAGCUAAACUUUAAAAUGAUAUAUAGAGGGGUUAAAUUAGCGUAUUAUAUUUGCGUUCUUUCGCUUUCUGGUUUUAUGUAUAUUACUUUAUUCUUCGAAAAUGAAGAUUGAUGCGUUUGGGGAUAAAAACUACAACUCCCAUGACGUCUUCAGCCUCGGUCGCGUAGGUGUUUCCGGUGUCUUAUGACAUUUUACUUCCUUCCACACAGACCGACACGAACAAAUCGAGAAAGAAGACAUCGCUAACUUUUAAAAGCUGUAGUUUACAGUCACAUUUUUAGCUAAGUUUUCGUUUUAUUGUCGUCUUAAAAUGCGCGUAAUGUCGCGAGAGGUGUCUGAGAACUGAGGUAUCGCUGAAAACCGUUGACGUAGCGUGCAGGCCUCUGAAGAAAGUUUGGUCGCGGGCCUGUAAACAACAUGUCCUCCGCCUCGCAGUCCUCCUCUAGACGGCAAUGGUGCUACCUCUGCGAUCUGCCCAAGAUGCCCUGGGCCAUGCUGUGGGAGUUCAGCGAGGCAGUCUGCCGGGGAUGUGUCAACUACGACGGCGCGGACAGGAUAGAGCUCCUCAUCGAGACUGCCAGGCAGCUGAAGAGCACUCACGGGGUUUUAGACGGCAGAUCCCCCGGUCCUCCGCAGGGGAAACCCAGCUCUGCGGGGCCCAUUGAAGCGGGGCGGCAGCAUGCAGAGCGUAUAGAGAGGGGGAGGGGUGAGUAUGGGGUAUCCUCUCGCCUCCCGAAUGGGCUGCACAGAGCUGAGGAUGUGGCUCUGUCAGAGGGCAGCAGACAGAGCCCAAACACUCGCAGGGCUGUGGUGGGAGCAGUCCCCAGUCUCCACGGCACCAUCUCCCACGCUUUGAUAGCUCAGGGGUUAGUGGCAGCCCCACAUGGCCUCCUAGCUCCAUUAUCAGGCUCCAGGGCAGGGGCCACACCUAUUGCAGUCUCAGCUGGUCCCAUAAUGGGUGAAGCUGGCAGGAGACAGGCUGUGUCUCUGGGUGUGGGGGCCAGCACCUCAGCCCUGGUGGGCAUCGACCCUGCAGUGUGGAGGAACAAUGAGGUAAUGGCUGAACUGAAUGAGGUGGCUCGCAGCAGGGUCGAAGGCUGGCCCAACCGUCCCAAAGCAGUCCGGGAUGUCCUCGUAGCUCUCAGCAGCUGUGUUCCCUUCAACGUCCGCUUCAAGAAAGACCACAACCUGAUGGGUCGGGUCCUGGCUUUCGACGCUAGCAGCACCCCAGAGUUUGAGCUGAAGGUGUUUGUGGAGUAUCCAGCUGGCUCUGGGAUGAUCUUCUCAGGAGUCCCAGACCUGGUCAGGCAGAUGUUUCGAGACUCGGCCAAAGACGCAGGUAAAGUGGUGAACUCUGGGCUCCGUUAUGUGGAGUAUGAGAAGAGGCAAGGCUCGGGAGACUGGCGUGGACUGUCUGAGCUGUUGAAUGAUGGGGUUCGGAUGUUUAAAGAGCCACCAAUUCCAGAGGUUCUCCCCCAGCCAGAUCCAGGGUUGACCAUGGCAGCAGUUGGGCGUCCUGGACCUGCAAAGGGUGCAACCCGCCGCCGUAAAGCUUCACCAGGCUCUGAAAAUGGAGAGAGUGAAGGGAGACCUGAUCAUCCUGCCAGAGAGCCGUGGCCUCGGGGUGCGUACUCAGGCAUGGAGCCCCUUCCGGGCAUGGCUGCCCCUCCAGAGGGUCCGCCCCGUCUACACAGCCAGCCCUCACCGAUCUCAGCACUCAUGGGUGUCGCAGAAAGCCUGAGCUCCAACCAGAUGGCCAGAGACAGCCCCAGCAUGUCCACAGCCCACUCCUCCUCAGCUGGGCAUCCAACCAGCAGCAGCCCCUCCACCGCCUCCACCUCAGUCUCCCAGGCAGCCAUGGUGCAGGGUCUGAGCACAGCAGGGCAGAGCAGUAACACCAGCGCUGGUGAGUCCACAAGCAGCGGUCAGGGCACGCUGCUAUGUUGCACCCUCUGCAGAGAGCGCCUGGAGGACACUCACUUCGUCCAGUGUCCGUCUGUCCCCCAUCACAAGUUCUGCUUCCCCUGCACCCGAGGGUUCAUCCGCAGUCAGGGGCAAGGUGGGGAAGUAUACUGCCCUAGUGGAGAGCGCUGUCCCCUGGCUGGAUCCACUGUGCCUUGGGCCUUCAUGCAGGGAGAGAUCUCCACCAUCCUGGCCGGAGAUGGGGACGUGACAGUAAAGAAGGAGAGUGACCCUUGACGUCUCCAUCCUCAUGUGGUGAAUGGUAAGACACUGACUGAGAGGAAAUUUGGGAGCACUUCAACAUUAAAUCAAUUUAAUUCAAAAACAGAUUUAUUCACAGAAAUGGUCUUAAUUAUUGAUCAGCAGUCCUCUCAUAUUGAUUGUUUUAGAAAACAAAAACGACACCAGUGUUCCUAAAGAAGUCGUCUUUGGUUUGUUUUCCACUUUAACUUUUGGUGAAAACCAUUGCUUGUAGUUGGUUCAUUAGGAAUUUUAGAUAUCAAGAAAAACUUUUCUUUCAGAUUUUUAAAAUUCAUCAGGUACACAAGAUAAAAAUGUUUCCUUGGAAUCAAGUUAAUUUCUUGCAAAUUUACAGCUUAUAAUGGUGAUCACCACUGAGACAGGAUGACCCAUGCUGACCUAAAACCUUUAUCUAUGAUUAAAUUUGGGUCAUUGUAAUUUCAUUCAGGAAUAUCCCCAUCCAUGCCAUAUUAGUUUUAAAUAUAUAUAUACACACGCGCGCCCCCAGAGUCUUAUCUUAUGAAUAUGUAAAGGUCAUGCGAUGAAAACAAUUUUAUCUGCAGUUGCUAAAAAUAAUUUAAUCAAAAAAAUAUCUCUAAUAAUCCAUUCAGUAAUUUGGCCUGUGUUGAAAUUAAGAUCAUAUGCCAUCAUUGACAGACACACAUUAAAAAACCAUCAUCGUAAUCCAGGCUGCACGCAAUCUAUUUUCCACCUGUAGAUUUUUUUCAACAUGUUGAAAACCAGUCAGUCCUUUUUUCUUUUUUAAAAAGGUUUUAAAGAAAUACUCGAUGUCUUUGCGUCAUUUAAAGAUUUCUUUAACUGAUUUUUGUAGUUUUAGACAGUGACUAUCAUGAGACCACUCUUAGAUGCAGUUUAACAGAAUCAGCUGUUUUGACAAAAGUAGAUCAAAUAAUGAAGAAUCAACAAACUGAACCAUGUCUAGUCAUCUGUACCCUGUGAUAAUUCAUUUUGUCAAGCAGCCUCUCAUUUCGCUAUUGGCUUAAUUUCAGCGUUUUAUCAAAAACAAAUUCAAUGCACUUUCUGAUUUGUCCUGGAUAUUGAACAUAUCCAGAUUUCUAUCAGUAGAAGUGACAGCUUGUAAGAGCAGGAAGACAUGACUUUGUCUUUGUGUUUGCACUUUGUAUAAUAAAGUAAAAACUGUGAAGUCAGAUGUGGAAAUAAAGUUACACUGCUAAAGAAUUGUAUCAGAAUGAAGGAAAGAUUUAAAAGCCAAAAUUUAGAUUAUAUUUGUGAUGAACAGUAUCCAAAUGUUCAGCAUAAAUGUUGUACAGUAGUCCAUUAAUGAAUAUUUAGCAUGAAAGUUGAAAUGGAGAAAACUGGUGCUCAUUGAAUAAGAAUAUUCAAUAUUCAAUAAGACUGAGGUUAAACUUUCAGAAGUAGUUAAAUGCUCAGAGAUCAAAACAUUGUGGGAUAAGUCAUAUGAAGAGACCAAAGUCUAGCUUGGGUUUAAGUUAUAAAACCAAGUGAAAACAUUUAGUGCUGAAUUAUUGAAAACAAAAAAAAAAAAAACAGUGAGAAGAUUAAGGUAAGAUGUUUCAUCUCCUUUUAAAGUGAUCCUGCACAGGGAGGUAUGGUGCAGACAUAAGCAGACAUGAUAAUUAACAGCAAAAAAACAAACCGAGUCAAAGCAACAAAACAAGGUGAUAGAAAUCAAUUCAGGAGAUCCUGCUCAGGAUGAUCCACUAAAUUAGAGAAUUGGAUCAAGAUGUCGGAGUAAAUUAAAAAUUGCCCAGAACGAAGUCAAAAUAAAGAGAUCAACACCUCAACACUGUAAAGCUCGCCUACCUGGAUGUAAGCAAGCACAGACGAUAGACAGUAUUUCAAUGUAGUGCAGUUUGCCAGUAUGUGAUCUAAAAAAAUGGAGAUAAAUUUGGAUUUAAGUUGUAUCUUAUUCAGCAGGCAUACAACCACUUGAACAAAGCAAUGUGGAACCGCAACAGACAUGUGGACUGUCACCUGCAAAAGGACUGAAGGCUGGUGGUGCUAGCCCUGCUAACGUUAGCCACUCUUUGUAUCUUAUUGCACACUCAGUGAUUUGGUGUUUCACAAUAGAUUUUACCCAAAUUUGACUGUUUUUUGAGUGUUUUCUUUCCCUUUGACUUGUAGGUUUGUUAUAAUUUAAAGUUCUCCUGUAAUGACAGUCCUUGGCAAAAUCCAAAAUGUUCCUCACACCCCAAAUUUCUUAUAGUUAAGCUCCAACCUGACACACCAGGUAUACGCAACGCAGGGAGACGCAACAAUUGUGUAUAAUGAUGUUUUGUUUUUUUUAAACAAUUUAGUUAAAACUUCAGACAUUUAAAUGUUGUGAAAAUUGAUAUAUGAAAGUUGUAUUUAUAUAUUUUAUCGUUGUCUCCCCUUCUUGAGGUGAAUGUCUCCAACAAACUUCAUGUCUCUGAUCUUUCUCAGAGACGAUUCCCACGCUGAUUUUUCUUGCAACAUCUGAUCAAAAAAAAAAUAUUUGUCCAACAGGUGACUUAUUUUGUGCUUGUAAAAAAACAAACUAAUCUCCGAAUUAGCUUUCAGUCAUCCUAACCAACCAGCAUUUAAUAUAUGCCAUAAAGAUAAAGACGGGAUGCACCAGAUCCAGCUAAAUGUCAGCUACUGAUAAUAGUAUGUGACACAUCUUAAACCAAUAACACGACAUCUGUCAACAGAGUAAUGCUGUGUUCAAGUUCGAGUCCAUUUAAUGUAAAGUUAAAGAAAUGUAAUUUCAGAUCACUUGAGUUAUGACCGAUUACAAACCGAAUUACAGACACAUCUACAGUAAUAGUCUGCGGUAAGAGCUGCAUCUAAAGGUUACUAGAAUGAACAUUUUUAACAGGCAAGAUGCAAUUUUCAUGGUGAACAGAAAACGUUUUGAAAAUUGAAGCAUUUGUUUAUUUUUUUCAUUUGCUGUUUCUGCUGCUGAUUGAUUGUCAAAAGUAGAAGGUCCACAUCCAAACAAACAUUUAACUAAAUGUGUUAGAUGUGAAGCUGAGAAGUGUUUCUGUUAUUUGAAAAACAAAAAUAUGAAUAUGAAAACUAUAAUAAAGAAGAAAACAGCCAAAUGUGUUGUUGCUGUCAGGAAAGUUAAUGAAUCCUAACCUGUUUUUUUUCUUCUCUCCUCACAGUGGAUCAAACACUUUGAAAGCACUUCCCAAUUACGACAGCAGAGGUCCACUUUGUCUGCAGCUCAUGAUGUGUGCCUCUGAGAGCAGAAAAACUCAGAACCAGGAGGAAGAGGAGGAAGAAGACAGCUACACAAACACAGAAACUAAAGACACAACCAGACUCACUAUGAGCAGAGGGACACGUCCGUCUGUCAGGGCUGCCGCAUCACCACUGAAUGUUAGUCCUGACCAAAAGUUUAAAGCCCAGGAUAGAAGCACACGCUUGUUUUUAAAAACGACAAUCUUCUUUGUCUUUCAUUUGUGUUUUUUGUUCUCGUUGUUGCAUACUACAGAUGGACGGCGGCGGUAAAAGAUAAAUGCAAUUCUUCAAAAAACAAAUGAAUGUUCAAAAUGUGGCAGAAACCAUGGGGUCCUUAAAGCCAAGGAUUAAAAAUGUAAUCCCACAGUAUGUCUCUUAGGUAAUCUCCUUCUAUUGUAUGUCAAAAAUGUGAAUUUACUUUCAAUAUGGCUAUGUAAUUUCUAUUUUUGAUACAAUACAAAAUUUAUAUGUAUUUGUUUAUAGUGAUAAGAAGACCAAAGAUGGCUUCAUGCUCAAUGUAUGUUUAUUGUAUUGUAGCUGUGUAUGCUGUACUCACUGAUAACUUCAGCAUCAGUCACUAAUUUGUUCAUCUAUCACAGACGUAAGCUUGUUUUUGUCUAUUUACUUUUUGAAUUCUAUGUAUGGUAAAGAUAAUUAGCACCACGAUCUUCAAUGGAUAACCCACAUACUCAUGUGAUCUGAACAGGUCAAUUCUACAAUAAAUGACUAAAUAGAUACUACCGCUGCCUUAUUCUGUGACCUGCAGUGUCAAAUAAGCAGCACAUGGUCAAAAGUUUAAUGUUUUUAUGAAACUUAAUUUGACAAAUAAUAAAUGUGAAAACCCACACCAUGGAUCAUAAAAACAGUUAGCUUUUUAUAGGCACAGAACCAACAUUAACCAUUGACCCACAGCUUACUCAAACACUGCGCUGUUAAACUACAAAGUGAGCGGGGAAAUGAAGAGUACUCAGCUGUUUUUAAACAUUAAAAGUGGUUUGGACCCAAAUUUCUAAGUGCAAAAGUAAUGUAACAGCAACAACCCGAGACUGUAUUUGAACUGAUUCAGACUCAGUGACAUCUCUAAUUUGCUUAAGCAGUGGGGUGGGGAAUUUAAGAAUAGCAGUUAAGAGAUAUGAAGUGCUGACUAAUCUUUUUGUCGACCUCAAAAAAAGGGUCUGGAGCCUCCUGGCAAACCGUUUCAAAUCACCCACCUGCCUGUAAACCCAGCUGUA
Molecule: messenger RNA, 7052 nt
Organism: Xyrichtys novacula (pearly razorfish)
Lineage: Eukaryota; Metazoa; Chordata; Actinopteri; Labriformes; Labridae
Source: the annotation of a GenBank genome assembly